Messenger RNA from Amoebophrya sp. A25, 857 nucleotides. NCBI's taxonomy places the organism in Eukaryota, Dinophyceae, Syndiniales, Amoebophryaceae. The record is from the annotation of a GenBank genome assembly.
UUCUAAACAGAAGUAUAUUGCUGUACUUCUUGCAGCAUUAGCACCUCCUUCGUUUUGGUUCUACUCAACAAUGCACUGUCUCCCACGCCCUGACUGUCUGAAGCCAUGGCCCCUGAAAUCAAGCCAGAAAUCUUCUAAUUCUAACUCGUUACUGAAUAAAUCAACAUUUUUCUUGAGUUAGUAGUUUUGAUGAUCCGAAAGAAAAUACGAAAAUGACUCGCGCAAAUAACCGAACAUCAUCGUCUUCUUCGCGACGACUCUCCCGAUCGUUAGAGAAGGAACAGAAGCGUGCAAGCGUCUUAGCAGUAGUCGAUGCGCAAACCCGCGAACUGCAGCGUCGUGACCGGUUACUGUGGCACCUGCUUUCGAAAAGCAUGGACCCUCGAAACCGAGAGGUUGUGCGACAUGCCGUGAGGGAAGCUUGGAACGGCCAGGACGAUCGUGAUGACCAGGCGGACGGGGAGGUAGGGUCCUCCACCAGACAGCACAAGAAUAGAGGAAGUCAUGAUGCUCAUACUAGAAGUGCUUCAUCAUCAUCCUGCUCCCAGUCUUCACAGCAGGGACGAGAUGAUGGGCAUGAUGAGACGGAGAGUCACGAGGGCUUCGAAGUAGACUCUUUACUAUCAGAAUCCCUACAUGCUGAACAAACGGAAGAAUCUUGCUCUCCCAGAGGACAAGAACAUGACAAGGUCGAGAGAGACGACUGUCGAUCAGCCAAGCCUGCAUCAUUGAGCAGGCAUGAAGGAAGACUUCCCGAUAACAAGAAAUCCUCUCAAUGUCAAGACCGACAGCAUUCAUCAAGAACAUUCGGUCAGUUGUUUGAUUCGAUUUUGAAAGACGAAGGUCUCUUCGGAUGA